Cyprinodon variegatus (sheepshead minnow) is the source of this 1778-nucleotide messenger RNA. Its product is annotated as macrophage mannose receptor 1-like. NCBI's taxonomy places the organism in Eukaryota, Metazoa, Chordata, Actinopteri, Cyprinodontiformes, Cyprinodontidae. Bases 69 to 941 code for a protein of 290 amino acids. The transcript is spliced from 5 exons. The record is from RefSeq and is a predicted model, not a curated record.
CAUGUACAAGAUUGUACAAGACUGGGUACAACAUCAGCACUUUCUACCGCAGUCCUCAGCGCAGCAUCAUGAUGGAGAAGAUCUUGUUUGGACUCUUGUUUUUUCUAGACUGGGUGGUCCUUUCCACCUGCCUCCAUUAUCAGUACUAUUUUGUUGAUCAAUCAUUGAACUGGACUGAAGCUCAGACCUACUGCAGAAAGAAGCACACAGACCUGGCCACUAUCCUAAACCCUGAGGAACAAAACCAACUUAAUAACACUCUUACAUCUGCUGGACACAGCUCAGAUGUCUGGAUUGGUAUGUUCAGUGAAAUCAACUGGAAAUGGUCUGAUGGUUACACUGGGAGUGGAGCUGAUUACAGACACUGGACAUCAAAUCAGCCAUAUAUUACUAACCCUGAUGAGUAUUGCGUAGGAUUAAAUCACAACAGGGGAUGGGCUGAUUAUAUCUGCACAGGGAAGCACCACUUUAUGUGCUACAAAGCAAUGACCUGGUCUGAUGCUCAGAUGUACUGCAGAGAGAACUUUCUGGACCUGGCCACCAUAAAAAAUGACGUAGAGAACCAGCAGGUCCAGAGCCUGACAAAUGAAUUAACAUGGAUUGGUCUAUAUAGAGAGCCAAAUCUUCUUUGGUCUGAUGGGAGCAGCGUCCUCUUUAGAAAUAUUGAUUCCAUCAAUAUGAUGAUUGGCUCAAAGACAAUCAUAUGUGGAGCUGCAGCUACUGGGAGAUCAGGAAGAUGGAAGGGUUUGCCCUGUGAAACAAGAUUGCCAUUUGUCUGUUAUGGUCUUCCUGUAAUGAAAAAACAGGUGGUGAGGCUCAGGUUUCAUGCAGAUGGCUCUGUGGAUUUGAAUGACCCUGUUUUAAGAGGAAAGAUCCUGAAAAAGCUCCAGAAAAAACUGCAGGAGAACGGAGUGAGUGGAGUUACCCUGAAGUGGAGAUAACAGCCUGAUGGGAAAGUCUUCAAAUCAGAAGAAAAAGGAGAAGAAAGAAUUUCAAACCAAGAAAUAUGAAACCUAAACUACUUUUUAUUAUUCAGUAAUAUAGUGAUUGCUAAUAACCUGGUUGCUACGAUUCUAAUCCAUUAUUGUAAUGAUGUGAAUGCUUUCUAAACGAUGUGAACACAAUAUGUUCUUCAUCAGUAAAUGUAAUGUUUUUUAAUUAAAUGGUGGUGGUUUUAAGUGUAAUAUGUAUAAUAGUAUAUAUAGUAUACAUUUUUGAUCCCAUUUAAUUUUAAUUUAGAGGUGUUUGUGUUUUGCUUUUCAGUUAUUUGUUUUUUUAUUAUAGUAUUUUAAUUAGUAAUGGGCAUAUAUCAUUUUUAUUCUAGAUUAAUCUCACUGUAAUCUUGGAAUUAAUCAAGAUUAAUCUAGAUUAAAAUGUCUCAUAUGAAUUCUGCUAAAGGGCUUCAGGAACUAGAAUCAGAAUUAAUUUAUUAAUCCCUUAAGAGAAAGUCUCCUGCGGUUUACAGAAGAGAGAAAAAUAAGAUUGAAAGUACAAUUAAGAUAUAAAAAUAGAAUAAGGUAAGGAGGAUUAGUGUGUGCUACCUAAAUAAUAAUUAAAAGUAAUUCUGGUGGGGCAUUAGACCAGGGGCUCAUUAAGAAACCUUUUCUAUUAUAACUGGCGAUGAAAAUAAAUAAUAUUCAAUAAGAUGUGUUUGUGUUUAAUAAGUGUUUAUUUAGAUAAACCUGAAUUCUGAAGUGUAGGCCUACAUGGUAGGUCAUGAUGAAGUGUUUACAGUCUGUAGCUUUGUGUCAGUCAGUCCAAGCUCUAUUUCUUCUCUU